AACUACAAUUUUCAUGCUGAUGGUUUUACACACUACAACCAGAUUUCUUCGAAUGGGCACCUGCCUCCAGGUUUAACCCACUCACUCCUAGGAAAUGGAGCUACUCCAAGCACUGCAUCCUCCACUUCUUCUGUCUCCUCCUGUUCCUCUUCUUGCUCUUCAUCUUCUUCAGCAUCUUCCUCCUCCUCCAACCUAGCCCCUGCCUCCGCCUCCAUCGCCACCUCUGCUCCCGCCUCAGCAGCAACCACCACCUCUGUCGCUGUGUCCAUCCCCUCUGCCUCCGCCCCUCCUGGCUCAACUGCAACAGCAGGAUUACUCAGCCCCUGUCACUCCGGGACCGGUUUCCAGACGAUAUUCCCUUUAUCACAAACCCAGAUCCCGAUAUCAACCCAGUCAAAGGGAAUGCUUCGAGAUGCAGGUCCAAUGAGCUCAGGACUUUCACUACUGCCAUACUGUUUUACGGCAACACCAGAAGCACCACCAACAGUCUCUGGGCUUAUAGGAUCACAAGGCCUAACUUUGACUCAGCCACCCCAUCAACUGUUUCCUCCUCCCUCACCGAUUGCUCUAGCUGCCCCGAUGCAACCCACCUCGGGGGGCGCAGCUCACCGAGGUGGGGUUGAGUGGAUGCGAAAGUUGGCGUUUCGAUAUCGCCACAUAAAAGACGUGUACAAUGCAUACAGGCGAGCUGCUUUAUAA
Messenger RNA from Protopolystoma xenopodis, 699 nucleotides. The record is from the annotation of a GenBank genome assembly. NCBI's taxonomy places the organism in Eukaryota, Metazoa, Platyhelminthes, Monogenea, Polystomatidea, Polystomatidae.